AUGGGUUUUGGGGUCUCAAAAGAACAGCUGAUAUCGAAUGCAAUUGAAAACCAAGAUGUUAGCGAACUACGAUUACAAAUGAAGGAUUUAACUCCUGAACAAUUACGUCAAAUAUUUAUUCAGUCUGUUCCCGGAGAAGAAAAUCAGUGCACUUUACUUCACUACGCAGCAUGGCAAGAUAACCCAGAUUUGUUAGCUCCACUAUUAGAAUAUGUAACAGAUUUAGAGAUACGUGAUGGUUUUGGCUGGACACCGUUAAUGUCUGCCAUUAACCGUGGUAGUCGUGAAAAUGUUAAACUAUUGUUAGGUCAUGGAGCAAGAAUUGACUGUGAUUUUGCGAAAGGUUUAACAUUAGUGGCUGAUGCAAUGGCAUUUAAUGACAAGGGUAAUAUAGAACAAACUAGCUCAUAUGCUAAUAGUAAAUAUAUUUUUAUUUUAGAGUUAGUUUCACUUUUAAUUGAAAACGGUGCUCAAGUCUCCAACAGUAGAUCGGAAUCAAUUGUAGAUGGUGAAAAUUCGGUCGAUUAUCCACUAUUGCAUUAUGCUGUCGACGAUGGUCAAGAAGAAAUGGUUCGAAUUCUAACAGAAAAGGGCAAAGCACCAUUGAAUACUCCUGAUCAAUCAGGCUGGUAUCCAUUACACCUUGCUUCGGGACAUGGUUAUCUAGAAAUAGUCAAAUUACUCGUGAAUAAAGGAGCUGAUAUCAAUGUCAAAGACAAAGAUGGAAAUACACCUCUGGCCUGGGCACGAAAAAUGGAAGCAAGAGAAGUCGAAGCAUUUUUGUCGAGUUCAGGUGCUGUAGCUGACGAUAGCUGGCACGGUGAAGAAAUAAAGUUAAAAACGUAUGAAGAAGCCAAUGAAGAAAACACCAUCGAUAAUGUACAACAAAACGGCGGUGAAAACCAUGUAGAAAAAAGUAGUUUUGAAAUUGAAAUGGAAAGUAAAAGUAAUAGUAAACGACAGCCAUCAACGAUUGAUCAAGAGAAAUUUACAUCAUUCGACGCACUACAAAGAAAACGAAAUAAUCCAAUAGUCAAUGAAAAAAAACCUUAA
Messenger RNA from Didymodactylos carnosus, 1053 nucleotides. The record is from the annotation of a GenBank genome assembly. NCBI's taxonomy places the organism in Eukaryota, Metazoa, Rotifera, Eurotatoria, Philodinida, Philodinidae.